Messenger RNA from Hansenula ciferrii, 828 nucleotides. RefSeq names its product dolichyl-diphosphooligosaccharide-protein glycotransferase (gene SWP1). NCBI's taxonomy places the organism in Eukaryota, Fungi, Ascomycota, Saccharomycetes, Phaffomycetales, Wickerhamomycetaceae. Gene Ontology annotation, biological process: protein N-linked glycosylation. The record is from RefSeq and is a predicted model, not a curated record. Gene Ontology annotation, cellular component: membrane; oligosaccharyltransferase complex. Bases 1 to 828 code for a protein of 275 amino acids. The transcript has a single exon.
AUGCAAUUCCAAUCUUUAAUAUCAUUCAUCAUAUUAGCUGUGCUGGGUUCAGCUUAUCAAAUCUCAAAUGGAUUAACUAAAUAUAAUAAUAAAGAAUUAACAUUUUCCCAAAAUGAACCAUCAUUAGAAUCAAUUAUCUUGAAUGAAACAAAUUCCAAGGUUGAAUUAAAUUUCCAAAUCUUAGGUAAUGAACAACCUGAACAACUUUCAAUUAGAUUGAAAAACUCAGAAAAUGUUGAAACUUCAUAUAAACCAAUUUUAAAAUCAAUUGGAGAUGGGAAAUUUAAUGCAAAAUUAUUGAUUUCAUUUGAUUCAUUACCUUCAUUAUUUCAAAUUUCUUCAAAAUUAUCAAUUGAUCUUUUGGUUGGUAGUCGUAAAGACUCUAAUCCAAUUUUUUCCAAGAUUGGUGAUAUUGAAUUAACAAAUGAAUUAAUUUCUAAAAAUUUUGGUAAUUAUGAAAAACCUCAAAGAUUUGAAUCAUUACCUGAAAUUAAUCAUAUUUUCCAACAACCUCCAAAAACAGUUAAUCCUCAAAUUGCAUUAACUUUCAGUACAGGUUCUAUUUUAGUCCUUGGUGGAUUGAUUUUAGUUUGGGGUGGUCAAGGUUUAAUCAAUUUUAAAAAUUUCCCAUCAGGUUUAGAUUUAAUUUAUUCCAUAGUUUUCAUUGGAUUAAUUUCAAGUUUUGAAAUUGUUUUUUUCCAAUAUUAUUAUGGUUCAACAAUUUUUCAAACUAUUGGUAAAUCAACAAUUUUAUUAGGUCCAACUUUAUUUUUUGGUUCAAAAGUUUUAAAUUAUGUUGGAAAAUUAAGAUUAGCUGGAAAGCGUUAA